AUGGCUACCAAUAUGAUACCCAUUUGGAAGGUUCCCUUCCCGGCCGUUACGAUCUGCCCACUGAGGAAGACUAGAAUGGAGCUUUUCAACACCACAGAAGUGUAUGAAAUGGUGCGUAAAGGAGAACAAUUGGAUUCCGAAAGAUAUCGUAUGCUACGCGCCUUAUCUCACGUGUGCACAAGAACUCGCACCUGGAUCAAUUUCACCGAGCCGUACGAAGAAGAUCUUGUCGAAACGCUAUACAAUCUGUCGCUACCACUGGAAGAAACUGCUGCCUUAUGCUACUGGCAGAGGAAUGCUGUACCGUGCGAUCAAAUACUAACGGAAAUAUUAACCGACGAGGGUAUUUGUUACAGUUUCAAUGCAAUGGCACCUCACGAGUUGUACCGGAAAGCCUUUGCUGAGUAUGACAGCAUAUUUAGACACAUUCAACAAACUUCGAGUAGUACCUCUUGGGAUGUAACCGAUGGCUACCGUGCGGAUGCCGGAAUAAGAACCUAUCCAUUCAGAUCGCUCGGGAAAGGUACGCGAGAUGGGCUGACAAUCGUAUUGAAGACUAAAAAGAUUGAUAAUGAAUUUUACUGUAAGGGAAUACAGGAUGGCUUUAAAAUUGCAGUGAACGCUCCGUACAAAGCGCCCGCGGUUAGUCAGGGGUACUACACGGUGUAUCCACUGCAGACCGUUUUUAUUAUGGUGAAUCCGGAACUAAUUGAAACAGCAGAUGGCCUGAAAAAGCACUCUUAUGAAAAACGCGAGUGCUUCUUUCAAAGUGAGCGAUCGUUACGAUUCUAUAAGAUCUACAAUCAGGCAAACUGCAUGAUCGAAUGCCUGGCUAAUCAGACCCUCGAGGUGUGCGGUUGCCUCACGUUAAACUUUCCAGGAGAAUACAAUUUGAGAAGAUGCGAUGCGAGUCAGUUGGACUGCAAAGCGAUGGUCGAACGAGAAAUGUACCAUAAGAUUGUGGAUAGUAUUCUACGGAACCAUCCUACGAGUCACUGCGAGUGUCUUCCGGUGUGUCACAGCGUGAAGUACGGUGCUGUGAUAUCGCACACACCGUUCGACUAUACGAAACUGGCUCGGAUAAUAAAAUUGAUUGAUAUUCAUGAGUACGACCUAUCGGUUAUAUUUGUUGCCGUCAAGGAGAGUCACAUUUUGCCGAUGUGGAGACGAGAACUGAUGGAGGUGUCCGAUCUGGUGGCCAAAUGUGGAGGUCUCUUUGCGUUACUAAUGGGUAGUAGUGUUAUAAGUUUUUUGGAGAUUCUCUAUUUUAGUAUUAUACGACCUAUGCGUAGUGAAGAACCGACUAAACAGGUUCUCCCAUGGCGACCGUGA
This is a messenger RNA of Toxorhynchites rutilus septentrionalis, 1332 nucleotides long. Its product is annotated as pickpocket protein 28-like. Gene Ontology annotation, biological process: sodium ion transmembrane transport. NCBI's taxonomy places the organism in Eukaryota, Metazoa, Arthropoda, Insecta, Diptera, Culicidae. Bases 1 to 1332 code for a protein of 443 amino acids. The record is from RefSeq and is a predicted model, not a curated record. The transcript has 5 exons. Gene Ontology annotation, cellular component: membrane. Gene Ontology annotation, molecular function: ligand-gated sodium channel activity.